UAUCACAUACCAAGAUCUUUCCUCAAACCUACAGACAACCUCUUAGUAUUAUUCGAAGAAGAAGAAAAAGGCGAUCCUACAGGCAUAACAGUCGAUACUGUCUCGGUUACUAAAGUAUGCGGACACGUUAAAUCCUCUCAUCCGCCACAUGUCACCUCAUGGAUAAGAGAAAAUCUAUACAAACAUAAGUACCAAUCUACGUACGAAAAGCGCCACAGAAUAACUAAGCCUAAAGUCCGGCUCUACUGCCCUCUUAAUAAAUAUAUCUCGAAAAUUAUAUUCGCCAGUUUUGGAAGCCUUACGGGUGGUUGUGGUAAUUAUACGAUUGGCAGCUGUCGCUCGAUCAAUUCCAGAGCCGUUGUGGAGAAGGCUUGUUUAUGGAAGAAAAAGUGUUCUGUUCCAAUGUCAUACCAAAGAUUUGGAGGGGACCCGUGCCCGGGAGUUGAGAAAGAUCUGCUGAUUGAGGCACAUUGCGAA
Molecule: messenger RNA, 477 nt
Organism: Striga asiatica
Lineage: Eukaryota; Viridiplantae; Streptophyta; Magnoliopsida; Lamiales; Orobanchaceae
Source: the annotation of a GenBank genome assembly